Musa acuminata AAA Group (dessert banana) is the source of this 1758-nucleotide messenger RNA. RefSeq names its product NAC domain-containing protein 92-like. Gene Ontology annotation, molecular function: DNA binding. The transcript has 4 exons. The coding region runs from base 127 to 1458 and encodes 443 amino acids. Lineage: Eukaryota; Viridiplantae; Streptophyta; Magnoliopsida; Zingiberales; Musaceae. Gene Ontology annotation, biological process: regulation of DNA-templated transcription. The record is from RefSeq and is a predicted model, not a curated record.
CACAAGGCCGGCGCUUCACCCUUGCAUGACGACGUGGAUGAUGCUUUGCUAGAAACCUCCUGCUGUGUCUGAAGCGCAACGCAACAUAUGCUGUCGAACCUAGUGGAAGUGGAAUCAGAGGCUUGAAUGCGACGAGAGUUCUCGAUCCAGCGAAACAGAUGCUGUAGCGUUGUGCGCCCUAAGAACUGCUCGACCGGGGGCCAGCGCCUGCAAUGGGUGGGCCUCGUGACGAACAAGGCGGGCGCAGAGCAUUGGGAUGUCCACAAGCAUACACAUCCCUUUCUGUGCUGCUAUCAUUGUUGGGACAGAAUGACAUCAUUGUUGCAGCCACAAAUCCCAAUUCAAGGUCAAGGAGUCCAAACCGCAGGUAAAACCGUAGCGGAGAAGGCAACAUCAGGCAUCCCAGUAUCUGGUAUCCUUCCUGUUCUCUCCAUACCUGAAUACUAUUAUUAUAUAUGGAGUUGGUCGUCUCCCUGGCUUGAUAAGUUUUUGCUCAGAGACUCGAGACCAGGGUUGAUGAUCGAGGCUGAGGAAAUGUUUCUACCACCAGGUUUUCGCUUCCAUCCAACCGAUGAGGAGCUCAUCACUCACUACCUUGCGCCGAAGGUUGCCGGUACCAGUUUCUGUGCCACUGUGAUUGGGGAACUUGACCUCAACAAGAGAGAGCCAUGGGACUUGCCAUUGAGCACAAAGGUAGGGGACGAGUGGUACUUCUUCUGCAUGAAGGACAGGAAGUACCCAACUGGCUUGAGGACAAACAGAGCCACCGAUUCCGGCCACUGGAAAGCAACAGGAAAAGAUAAGGAGAUACACAGAAGACGGAAUCUGAUCGGGUUGAAGAAGACUCUGGUCUUCUACAAAGGCAGGGCGCCCAAAGGUGAGAAGACUAAUUGGGUCAUGCAUGAGUACAGACUGGAGGGGAAUCAGUCAAACACGGUGCAAAAUGCUUGGGUGAUCUGUAGAGUGUUCUGUAGAAGGUCAGGUGAGAAACAGGACAUGGAAUGGUUUGAAGAUGAACUCAGAUCUUCUGUUCCGGUCCUAUCUGCGAAUGAUCACAAGAAGAACAAGGACGGGUUCUCUUCUGCAUCCAAUUCGACCCAUGUGACCUGCUUCUCCGAUGGCUUGGUGGGCCUGAGGGGCUCCGAGGAGUUGGCAAAGCCUUCACAGAACGCGAUCAUGCUGCCUCUAUCACUGUCCUCGAACGCUACCAGCCCAGCAACCUCAAACCUCGUAGAUUUGCAUCACCGAGGAGACAGUUCGGUGCAGUUGUCCGAGAGCUACGGCCGUGGCAAUGACAAGAACUUGAAGAUGGAGGAGGAGGCUCUCAGCAUUUCAGAGGAAACAGGUUUGAUCACCAACAUGGCGCCUGAUAUCUACACAUCCAUCAGAAGCAACUUCAAUUACCAGGAGCUCCUGCCUGAUGCAGAGCGACUCGAUGUGCUGUCAUGGAACUACUAGAACAAAGAAUUGAGCAGCAGAAGAACAUAGUGACCACUGUACAUGUUGAUUUCAAGAAUUACUCGAUCUUACUAGAGAUCAAAUCUGUAGAGUGAUGAGUAGCACAUACCAUAAUUUUUGCAUGGGGGUAAGAGCUGCAUGAUUGCAUGAUCAGUACCAAAUCAUGACGAAACAACUCAUAUAAUUGAUCCCGAUGUGAUCUCGUUGAGGUUGACCUCGGCAGUCACAUCAGAUUUGCUUUUAGCUUGCACGUUUGGAAGAUGGAGGAGAGUGACAACCAUAUACAUCACCUUUUGGUCC